Messenger RNA from Meloidogyne enterolobii, 702 nucleotides. Lineage: Eukaryota; Metazoa; Nematoda; Chromadorea; Rhabditida; Meloidogynidae. The record is from the annotation of a GenBank genome assembly.
AGAAUGGUACAAAGUCAACAACAAAAACAAAAAUCACUUGUUGGGGAACAGCCCAACACCAACAAUAGCGAAACAGCGCCUUUAGGCGAAGAUAAAUAUCAACAAUCCAAAACACAAAUAAAACAACCACUAACUUGUAUUAAUGAAAAUAUCCCUCAAAAGGAAAUUACAACAACACAGAGACCCGAAACAAUAAAAGUUGGGUUUUAUGAGGUUGGCCGAACUAUCGGAAAAGGCAAUUAUGCAGUUGUUAAACUAGCAAAACACAGAAUAACCAAAACAGAGGUAGCAAUAAAAAUUGUUGAUAAACGCCGUCUUGAUGCAAAUAAUUUAGCCAAAAUAUAUCGAGAGAUUGAGGUGCUUAAAAGGUUGAGACAUCCACAUAUUGUUAGGCUUUAUCAAGUAAUGGAGACAAAUAAUAUGCUUUAUUUGGUAACUGAAUAUGCCCCAAAUGGUGAAAUAUUUGAUUUAAUAUCAAAACAGCACAGAUUAACUGAAGAAAAUGCUAGGGAAAAAUUUUGGCAGGCAAAUAAAUGAUAUUAAAAAAUUAUUUAAAAAAUAUUUUAUAGAUAAUAUCAGCUGUUGAUUAUUUACAUAAUAUUAAUAUUGUUCAUAGAGAUCUUAAGGCAGAGAAUUUAUUGCUUGAUUCGACUUUCCAAAUUAAAUUGGCGGAUUUUGGCUUUUCAAAUUUUUUCUCUCGAA